AUGGCUAAAGCAAGCAAAGGUCAAGAAACUCGACGAUUGACGCCGGCGAGAAAAUCAAAAGUUCAAGAAAGUAUGUGAAAAUUGAUCCCGAAACUGUUUUUUUAAACAUUGUUUGGUUUUCAGAAAAAUCCGCAAAGGUUGAGAAGCCGAAACCGCCAAAACGAACUAAAGGAGCCAAGUCUACUGAAACAAAAGCGUCUCAAAGUUCAAAAGUAUAUGAAAUUGACAAAAUCACCAGUCACAAAUUGUACAAUGGUCAGUUUGUGAAAUACGCUGUGACGUGGGUUGGUUAUAAGAACGAAAAGACAUGGAUGACCGAACUCGAACUGGAUGAUGCACCUGAUGCUCUAGCCGAUUACAAAUUCAAAGUUACAGGACAACACUAUGAAAAUGAUGGGAAGUCUUAUGUCAUUCAAGAAAUUUUGGGACAUCGGGAUGUCGGGAACAGUCGAUAUUAUUUAGUUCAUUGGAAGGGAUAUGAUAAUCCAGUAGACCAUAGUGAAAUGCUUGAAGAAGACUUGUCAGAGGCUACAGCUGUUCUAAAUGCAUACAAAUCAAAACUUUCGUCGAAAAUCGGAAACGAUAAAAAACCAGCGAUUCAAAAGAAGAAGAAUAUCAAGAAGAAAUCGCCCAAAGCUUGA
This is a messenger RNA of Caenorhabditis angaria, 641 nucleotides long. Lineage: Eukaryota; Metazoa; Nematoda; Chromadorea; Rhabditida; Rhabditidae. The record is from the annotation of a GenBank genome assembly.